GCUGAUGCUGACGCUGAUGCUGAUGAUGGAGACAGAGACGGCGCUGACGCUGGAUUCUGCUGCUACUGCUGUUGUGGUGACAGUGGCUGCAGCUUUGACUCUGCACUGGCUCUACAGGCUGCUCUUCUGCCCCCUGCUGCUGCUCAGGAGAAUGCAGGAUGUGGGUUACGUGGCCGCAGACCAUCGAUCCAGAGCCCAGGUGGCUAAUGAGGUUCGGCGCCGCAGGAAGAUCGGAGACCUGCCACCGGUGUAUCCCAACGGCUGGUACCGAGUGCUGGAUUCAUCCAGGCUGGAGAGAGGAGAAGUUCAGAACGUCACUGCGCUGGGUGAGGAGUUGGCAGUGUUUCGUGGAGAGGAUGGAAAAGCACACGUGUUGGACGCCUACUGCCCCCACCUGGGGGCCAACUUGGCUGUGGGUGGGAAGGUGGUGGGCAACUGCAUCGAGUGCCCGUUUCAUGGCUGGCAGUUUCGUGGACAAGACGGAAAGUGUGUGAGGAUUCCCUACGCAGAGAAAGUGCCCUAUUUUGCCAAGGUUCGUUCGUGGCCCAGCUGUGAGGUCAACAACCAGGUCCUGGUGUGGUACCACUGUGAUGGAGCCGAGCCUCAGUGGAGUGUCCCUGAGCAGACGGAGGUGACUACCAGGGAGUGGGUCUACAGAGGGAGGACUGAACACUUGAUCAAUGCUCACAUACAGGAAAUUCCUGAAAACAUCGGAGACUUUGCUCACCUUAACUUCCUGCACACUCCAGGAAUCUUCAGUGGUGCAGACCUGCGAUACACCGACAACAAAGUCGUCACAUUUUUGCAACACAGCUGGAAAGGUGAAUGGAAACCAGAGUCAGAGCCAAACAGUCACUGCUCUCAAAUGUUUCUGACUCACUGCCUGACUGUGUUUGGGCUGCGCCUUCCUCUGCUGGACAUUUAUGUGGAGGUUCGACAGGUUGGUCCUGGACUGGUGUCCAUGAUGUUCCACCACCGUUUCCUGGGCCGAGGUCUGAUUCUCCAGAGUGUGACCCCAGUGGAGCCGUUGCUCCAGUGUGUUACCCACACCAUCUAUUACCAGUCCAACAUCCCAGCUGUGGUCCCAAAAUUCAUCCUCAGAGCAGAGUGUGUUCAGUUUGAACGUGAUGUCAUGAUUUGGAACAACAAGAAGUACAUCUCCAAACCUCUGCUCACCAAAGAAGACUCCACCAUCCUGAAGCACCGACGCUGGUUCAGUCAGUUCUACAGUGAAAACAGUCCCAGGCUGCAGUACCAGAACAACAACUUGGACUUCUGAGCUCCAGAUCACAGGGAAGACAUUUUUAAAAAAAUACUAAAAGAUUUAUUUCUUUAUGUAUUUAAAUUUAAGUGAAUUGAU
Molecule: messenger RNA, 1360 nt
Organism: Cynoglossus semilaevis (tongue sole)
Lineage: Eukaryota; Metazoa; Chordata; Actinopteri; Pleuronectiformes; Cynoglossidae
Product: cholesterol 7-desaturase
Exons: 7
Coding region: 5-1279 (424 amino acids)
Biological process (GO): cholesterol metabolic process
Cellular component (GO): cytoplasm
Molecular function (GO): oxidoreductase activity; 2 iron, 2 sulfur cluster binding
Source: RefSeq, a predicted model, not a curated record